Staurois parvus is the source of this 264-nucleotide messenger RNA. The record is from the annotation of a GenBank genome assembly. Lineage: Eukaryota; Metazoa; Chordata; Amphibia; Anura; Ranidae.
ACCUGUGCCCAGCAGUGCCACCCACCUGUGCCCAGCAUUGCACCAGUCAGUGCCCAGCAGUGCCGCAAGCCAUUGCCGCCUAUCAGUGCUGACUAUAGUGCCAACUCAUCAGUGCCAUCUAUGAGUGCCACCUAUCAGUGCUGCCUAUCAGUGUCACCUAUCUGUGCCACCUCAUUAGUGCUGCCUCUCAGUGCCGCCUAUCAGUGCUGCCUAUCAGUGCCCAUCAGUGCUGCCUAUCAGUGCAGCCUCAUCAACGCACAUCAG